GCCACCUUGAAAGAGUAUAAGAUGAUCUGUUCCUGUCAGCCAAAAUGUCUGGAGCCAACAGCUCCAGCCUGACCCUGGGAUUCUUCAUCUUGAAUGGUAUUCCUGGCCUGGAAGCUGAACACAUCUGGAUCUCCCUCCCAUUCUGCCUCAUGUACAUUGUUGCUGUCCUGGGAAACUGUGGGCUCAUCUACCUCAUUGGCCAUGAGAAGGCCCUGCACCGGCCUAUGUACUACUUCCUGGCUCUGCUGUCCUUCACUGAUGUCACCUUGUGCUCCACAACUGUUCCCAACAUGCUGUGCAUAUUCUGGUUUGACCUCAAGGAGAUUGACUUUAAUGCCUGCCUGGUGCAGAUGUUUUUUGUCCACAUGUUGACAGGAAUGGAGUCUGGGGUACUCAUGCUCAUGGCACUGGACCGCUAUGUGGCCAUCUGCUAUCCUUUACGCUAUGGCACCAUCCUCACCAACCCUGUCAUUGCCAAGGCUGGUCUUGCCACCUUCUUGAGGAGUGUGAUACUCAUUAUCCCAUUUACUUUCCUCACCAGACGUCUGCCCUAUUGCCAGGGCAACCUCAUCCCCCAUACUUACUGUGACCACAUGUCAGUGGCCAAGGUCUCCUGUGGCAAUGUCAAAGUCAAUGCUAUCUAUGGUCUGAUGGUUGCUCUCCUGAUAGGUGUGUUUGACAUCUGCUGUAUCUCUGUGUCUUACACGAUGAUCCUGCGGGCUGUAGUGAGUCUGUCAUCAGCAGAUGCCCGCCAUAAAGCCUUUAGCACCUGUACGUCUCAUAUCUGUGCUAUUGUAAUCACUUACGUUCCUGCCUUUUUUACUUUUUUCACUCAUCGCUUUGGAGGACACAGUAUUCCCCACCACACACACAUCAUCGUGGCUAACCUUUAUCUAUUACUUCCUCCUACCAUGAAUCCGAUUAUUUAUGGUGUCAAAACCAAGCAGAUUCAGGAAGGUGUAAUCAAGUUUUUACUUGGGGAAAGAAUGGCUUUACCUAAAGCAAAUGAUGCAUAAAGUAGAUUUCUUGGCAUGGAGAUAAGAAGAUAGUGAAAAAGAAAUUCCUCAAAGGGGUAAAG
This is a messenger RNA of Cavia porcellus (domestic guinea pig), 1078 nucleotides long. Its product is annotated as olfactory receptor 52N2. The coding region runs from base 45 to 1016 and encodes 323 amino acids. The transcript has a single exon. Gene Ontology annotation, molecular function: G protein-coupled receptor activity; olfactory receptor activity. NCBI's taxonomy places the organism in Eukaryota, Metazoa, Chordata, Mammalia, Rodentia, Caviidae. Gene Ontology annotation, biological process: G protein-coupled receptor signaling pathway. The record is from RefSeq and is a predicted model, not a curated record. Gene Ontology annotation, cellular component: plasma membrane.